UUGGCAUCUUUCCAUGCGCGCGCUGCACACCGUGCCGUUUCCUAUGGAACUGUGACCCCAGCCGAUACUACACCGGCUUUCCCCCCAUCUCUACUUUCUCUGAGCGUUUCCAUGUGAGGACCGGCGAUUUUGAGGAUAUCUAUUGGGUAGGAGGGUGGGGGGUCAAUCGCUUUGAUUUUCGGGGUAUUUUUUUGUUGCCGGCUGUCAGCUGUGACGCGACAUCUCGCAGACUGCAUGAGAAGCACAUGCCUAGAAGGGCGUGAACUUGUAGAUAUACCAACCUCACUUCACGUUGUUAAUAACACGCAUCAGCUUAUAUCUCUGCAGCCACUUUCCCCUCCGCCUGCGACCCCCGGACCCUUUCCCGGUCAUCUCAACUCAUCCCGGCGACACACGAUGGAUCUCAAAGCGGACGCAGAGGAGGUGGACUACAAGAAGCCGGUUCCCAUCGAAGUUUUCGCCGGCAGGUCCACGCUGCACGGCAUCUCGCACAUCAUCACUUAUGAGCGGAUGUGUAUCAAGCGCAGCCUGUGGAUCUUGUUCUUCUUGAGCUCCGUGAGCGUGCUGGUGCUGGUGUGCGUGGACCGGGUCCAGUUCUACUUCCAGUACCCACAUGUCACCAAGCUGGACGAGGUGGCGGCUCCGAUGAUGGUGUUCCCCUCUGUCACCUUCUGCAACCUCAACUCCUUCCGCUUCAGCCGGGUGACGCGCAACGACCUGUACCACGCAGGGGAGCUUCUUGCUUUGCUCAACAGCAGGUAUGAGAUCCGGGACCCCCACAUGGUGGAGGAAAAUGUCAUGCAGGUCCUGAAGGAGAGGGCCGACUUCGUCAACUACAAGCCUCGCCCCUUCAACAUGCGCGAAUUCUACGACCGGACGGGCCACGACAUCAAGGAAAUGCUGCUCUCCUGCUUCUACCGGGGCAUGGAGUGCAGUGCCGAAGACUUCCGAGUGAUAUUCACGCGCUAUGGGAAGUGCUACACCUUUAAUUCAGGCCAAGAUGGACGACCCCUUAUGGUGACGAUGAAGGGUGGGAUGGGCAACGGCCUCGAACUGAUGUUGGAUAUCCAGCAGGAUGAGUACUUGCCUGUAUGGGGAGAGACUGACGAGACGUCGUUUGAAGCGGGGCUCAAAGUUCAGAUCCACACCCAGGAGGAGCCGCCGUUCAUAGACCAGCUGGGCUUUGGAGUGGCGCCGGGGUUUCAGACCUUUGUCUCCUGUCAGGAACAACGGCUGACGUACCUGCCUCCACCGUGGGGUGACUGCAAGGCCACGCCGAUGGACUCGGACUUCUUCAGCAGUUACAGCAUCACGGCCUGCCGCAUCGACUGCGAGACGCGAUACCUGGUGGAGAACUGCAACUGCAGGAUGGUCCACAUGCCGGGAGAUGCCCCAUACUGCACCCCGGAGCAGUACAAAGAGUGUGCAGAUCCAGCCUUGGACUUUCUCGUCGAGAGAGACAAUGACUACUGCGUGUGCGAGACGCCGUGCAACAUGACCCGUUUCGGUAAAGAGAUAUCCUUUGUCAAGAUACCCAGCAAAGCAUCCGCCAAGUACCUCGCAAAGAAAUACAACAAGACCGAGCAGUACAUAGCUGAUAACAUUCUGGUUCUGGAUAUCUUCUUUGAAGCACUGAACUAUGAAACCAUUGAACAAAAGAAAGCCUACGAAUUGGCAGGCCUUCUGGGUGAUAUUGGAGGUCAGAUGGGUCUCUUCAUCGGAGCCAGCCUCCUCACUAUACUUGAACUCUUUGACUAUCUAUAUGAGGUGAUCAAGUACAAGCUGUGCCGAUGCGUGAAGAAGAAACACAAAGGGCGCAACAACAGUGACCGGGGAGCUGUGCUGAGCCUGGAAGAUGUGAAGCGUCAUGCUCCUUGUGAGAACCUGCGUACACCAUCAACGUAUCCUGGCAACAUGCUACCUCAUCACCCGGGCCAGGCCAACUUUGAGGACUUCACUUGCUGAGCAGACCCGGGUGAAGCAUCAAAGUGCGUGUUAUGCAACCAAAGCCAACCAUACAACAAGAACUAUCCAGCACGGGGAGCGUGAGGAACUGAUACAAAGUCUAACAGAGGCACUUUUUACAUGGAAAGAGAGUAAAGCGGACAAAUCAAAUAUGACAAAGAACAAAGAACCCGAGGCCAAGUGGAGAGGAUAUCCCAAAUCUAAAAAUAUCUGUUAAUUUUUCCGGAGAGCAUUUCACGCAGCGCUCCAAAACUCUUCUAUCUCUGUGUUUUGCUCUGGAAUACUGCCGCAAAGGAUGCUCACGGAGGAACCUUGCCAACACGGACCUCUCUUUUCAAAAGACGAAAAACGAAAAUGUCAACAUAAACAAGGGAACAUGUACAGCUAUCAUCGACGGCAGAUCAUCAAAAGAGCCCCCAUGCCUUUAUAUAACAUGCAACGCGCGAUGGUGUCGCACAACAGCGGCCUGCUAGUGGGACAAACCUUCAUUCUGCUUCCUCCACUGUACAUGUAGCAACAUAUGUAACUGUUGCAGCGCUCCAUAAAACAUCCGCUGGA
Molecule: messenger RNA, 2523 nt
Organism: Pseudoliparis swirei
Lineage: Eukaryota; Metazoa; Chordata; Actinopteri; Perciformes; Liparidae
Gene: asic1b
Product: acid-sensing (proton-gated) ion channel 1b
Exons: 11
Coding region: 235-1965 (576 amino acids)
Biological process (GO): sodium ion transmembrane transport
Cellular component (GO): membrane
Source: RefSeq, a predicted model, not a curated record